CCCUGGAGUCCUUUUGGCUCAUGAUUUUUAUGACGAAAAGGCGAAUGUCAGAUUAUACCUCUCCCUGUCCCCUAUAACAAAUACGUUAGGAGAUGCUUGACUACUUCGGGAGGAGAUGUUAUCUAUGUUGAAAUAUUGUAUCCAAUAUUGAAGGUUUGGAAGCUGAAGAGUAACAACUCUGAUGGGGAAUGGUGGCAGUUGUCAAGGAAAGAGAUUAACAUGGCGUCUCUCGGCUUUGAUGUCAAUUGUUUUCCUUUGGGAAUGAACCCGUUUGAUACUGAUUUGGUCUAUCUAUGGAGUACACAACAUAGUUGUGUGGUGUCGGGUAACUUAAGGACACAACAGUUUACUCUUCAUCAGGAGGAAUCGGAGACUUGGACUGAUAGUGAAGGUUGUUGGUGUGUUAACACGUCCGAUUCUAAGAAGCAGAUGGAAGAUAUAGAAGAUGCAGCUUCGGUCAUUACAUUAUCACAGUUUGUGCUCCCACAGUGGAUGUGUCCGGUGCCACUCCCGUCUAAUUAACAUCUUGCUUCGUCACUUUCUCCAAGUAUGUUCUUCAAUGUUUAUGUGUUUUGUUGUCUCGUUUGUAAUCAGGAUACUACUAUGUAUUAGGUGUGCUCUUUUGUUUAAGUAGGGUCGGCCUGUCCUACGGGUAGGAUAUGAUUUGCG
Messenger RNA from Eruca vesicaria subsp. sativa (arugula), 669 nucleotides. Lineage: Eukaryota; Viridiplantae; Streptophyta; Magnoliopsida; Brassicales; Brassicaceae. The record is from the annotation of a GenBank genome assembly.